GAUAGCCGAUAGUCAGCUGGAAAGAAAUUUGAAAAACAAACUAUAAGUUUUCUAAGCGGGCUUACGUGUAUCUUAAUUCCAUUUCAUCAAGAUUAUGUUUGUUUGCAACAAGCGUAUAUAUGGGAUCUAUAUAAUUGGAAGAUAACCCCAGUGGCAGCAUCCGCCGCAGAAGCUCUCCGAAGAUACAUACACAAAAGUUUGCAAUCCCGUGACAAAAUGUCAACGCAGCAGCAACAAUUGGACUACAUUGAGAGGUACUUGGUGUAUGACAUUUUCCAGUACUUCGGAAAGGAUGCCGUGCUGGAGUCGCACAGUGUUGAGUGCUCCACGGGGCUCGAUGGCUUCAUGUCCGCCCUGUACACCGUUAAGCUGGAGCUGACGGUCGCCGAUCGCCGGCAAGCGGAGGUGGUGCUGGUAAAGUUCAUGAAGGGCGACGAGGCGUUCCGCAAGAGCAGCAACUCUUACAUCCAGUUUGCCAACGAGAUCUUCGGCUAUGCCGAGAUUCUGCCCGCCUACGAGCAUGUCCUGCGUGAGAGUCAUCUCUCCAGCGAUGUGGUGACCAACUGGGUGCCGCGCUGUUACUUCGCCAAGUUCGGCCAGGUGGACAAACUCUCAGCUGGUAACGAAUCGGUGCUGGCUCUGAAACAUCUCAAGGGCGAUGGCUAUGAGCUGGGCCCACGACUUAUACUGCGCCGGGACCAGCUGGAGGCCAUGGUGCGCCUGAUUGGGCCGUUCCAUGCCAUGGGCUACGCCACCCGCAUCCUGCAGCCGCAAGUGUACAACCGGCUGCGGCAGGGGAUUGUGCCCAUGCCGUUUGUUUCCCCCGAUGGAAAGGGCGGCUUUGAUGUCCUGUACCGUGUGGCCUUCGACCGAUUCUUUGGGUUCUAUGACCGCAAGAAGGAGGUACUGCUGCAGGGCACAGAUCCAGGGCUGGGAGCUGCCAUCGAACGUCUGCGUGAAAAGUACUUCGCACAACCCAACCAGCUGCUGGAGAAGAUUCGCACCCAAUCGUAUGCCGACGAUCAGCCGGAUAGCUAUUUCGCCACCAUUCUGCAUGGCGACUACAACCGCAACAAUGUCCUCUUCCACUAUGGAGCCGAUGGCAAGGUGGACGACAUCAAGGCCAUUGAUUUCCAGGAGCUGCGCUACAGCACCACAGCCAUCGACUUGAGCUUCUUCAUGUACAUGAACACUCCGUCGGCCGAGAGGGAGGAGAUCUACAGCGAUCUGCUGGUGAAGUAUCACAAGGGCAUGAUUGAGAUGCUGGAACUCGUGCUGCAGCGCCACCAGGACGAGCUCACCGAGGCGAAGGUGCAGCAGCUGCUGGAGGAGUACAGUUUCGAGCGAUUCCAGGCCCACUUCAAGCGAUACGCUUUCUACGGCGUCCUCGUCUGCAUGCACUUCAUGCCCUGGUUGCUGGGCACCGAGGCUGAUUGCGCUGAGCUAUCUCGGCUCUUUGAUACGGACAUGCACAGCGCCGCCUUCCACCAGCUCUCCAUUGAUAUAGCCGGUGACGUGGCCAACGAGGAGAUCUUCAAAACGGUGCGACACGCCUACGAGCACGGCUACAUGGACGAGAUAUAAAUAGUAAUCUCACAAUCUUAUCACCAGGCUACAUACGUGGCUAACAAGCCACCUGUUUCACGCACUUUUCCAAAAAAUUGUCUAUUGUAUCUGUUGCCUUCACGUUGAUAUUGCUGUAUGGACUCCAUAUUUUAGAGAAAAAGCCCUGUGUGAUCUAAAAUAAUGUUUUGCUGGAAAUACAUAUAGCCUUUAUAGAUAUUUUGACUCCAAAGUUCGUUUAACAUUA
Molecule: messenger RNA, 1810 nt
Organism: Drosophila bipectinata
Lineage: Eukaryota; Metazoa; Arthropoda; Insecta; Diptera; Drosophilidae
Source: RefSeq, a predicted model, not a curated record